Colletotrichum higginsianum IMI 349063 is the source of this 1248-nucleotide messenger RNA. RefSeq names its product Subtilase. The transcript has 3 exons. Lineage: Eukaryota; Fungi; Ascomycota; Sordariomycetes; Glomerellales; Glomerellaceae. The coding region runs from base 1 to 1248 and encodes 415 amino acids. Gene Ontology annotation, biological process: proteolysis. Gene Ontology annotation, molecular function: serine-type endopeptidase activity. The record is from RefSeq and is a predicted model, not a curated record.
AUGCACGCCGCAACGCUCCUCGCUCUCCUCCCCCUCGCCGCCGUCGCCGCCCCCUCUCGACGCGCCCAGCCCGCGCCGCUCAUCAAGCCGCGCGGCGCCACCCUCGUCGCGGACAAGUACAUCGUCCGGCUCCGGAACGACGCCGGCACGGGCGCGAUGCGGACCGCCAUGGCCGCCUUCGCCGCCGACGCCGACCAUGUCUACAGCUUCGGAGGCGCCUGGCGCGGUUUCUCGUCGACCCUCAACGCCUCCGAGGUCGCCGCGCUGCGGGACGACCCGAACAUCGACUCGGUCGAGCAGGACGCCGUCGUCACCAUCAGCGCAACGCAGAGGAACGCGCCCUGGGGCCUUGCGAGGCUGUCGAGCGCGAAGCCCGGGUCGACGACGUACAGCUACGACGAGAGCGCGGGAGAUGGUACGUGUGCGUACAUUGUCGACACCGGCAUCGACGUCGAGCACCCUGACUUUGAGGGCCGCGCCAGCUUCCUCGCCAACUUCGCCGACAACUCGGACACGGACGGCCAGGGCCACGGCACCCACGUCGCCGGCACCGUCGGCUCCGCGACCUACGGCGUGGCCAAGAAGACGAAGCUCUUCGCCGUCAAGGUGCUCGACGACAACGGCGAGGGCACCAACUCGGGCGUCAUCGCCGGCAUGGACUUCGUCGUGUCCGACGCCCGUGGGGGCCGGCAAGGGUGUUCUAGGGGUGUCGUCGUCAACAUGUCGCUCGGCGGGCCGACGUCGGCGGCGGUGAACGAGGCGGCCGCCGCCAUCGUCCGGGCGGGACACUUCCUGGCCGUCGCGGCGGGCAACGAGGCCGCGGACGCGUCGACGUCGUCGCCCGCGAGCGAGGCGAGCGCGUGCACCGUCGGCGCGACGGCCGAGGACGAUUCCCUGGCCGAGUACUCCAACUUCGGGGCUGUCGUGGACAUCCUGGCGCCCGGGUCCGAGAUCGAGAGCACCUGGCCCGGUGGCAGCACUGACACCAUCUCCGGCACCUCCAUGGCCAGCCCGCACGUUGCCGGUCUGGCGGCUUACUUCCUCGGCCUCGGCUCCGCGCCUUCGGACCCGGUUGAGCUAUGCAGCUACAUCGCCGAGACGGCUCUCGACGGCGUCGUCGGCCAGGUCCCGCGCCGCACUGUCAACAAGCUGGCCAACAACGGCUUUGCCGGGAACGGCACCGCCAAGGCGACGGACGGAUCGGUUGUUGGCAGACAGCUUAACGCGAGGUUCGCUGUUCGCUCCUAG